CUCUGGCCACACUGCGCUCUAGGAUCUUCAAACCCCUCAAUCUGAAUUUUAUUUGUCUUUUUUCGUGUUUUCCAUGAUAAAAAAACAAACUUUUAGGGGCGCAAAUGUUCGGAAUAUAUCUACUUUUUCAGUAGAAAAGUGUUUGCUAAGAACUUCCCCAUAGAAUCUUGAAAGUAUCGAAUAACGCGAUAUUUGUUUGGCCAGCCCUGCAGUGGGGGUCUUGUUUUUUUUUGUUAUUUACCUGUUUUACUAGGAAAAUCAAAUCUGCGAGGAAACCGAGGAGUUUUCCGGAAAGAAGAGCAGAGAUCAUGGACGGCGACAAGCAGCUGGAAAAGCAGCUGGAGAAGGAGCUGGACGAGAUGCCGGCGCAGGAUUUGGACGAUGACACCUACGAUGAGUACGACCUCGUAGUGAUCCCCGAUCAAACAAAGAGCCCGCCGAAGCAGCCGGAGAUCGAGGAAGUGAAGAGCGAUGAUGAAGAGGAGGAGCCGGCUGUGGAGAACUUGCGCCAGCGGAUGCGACCAUCCUGGCCACCAUCGUCCGCUGGCGAAGAUAUGACCACAAUUGAACUCAUAUCCUCGGACGAUGAACCUUCGGUGGAGGAGGGAGCGGGAGCCGGCAAGGGUUCGUCCUCCACCAGCAGCGAUGAUGUGAGCGUGAUCGAGGACUCCGACAGCGAGUUGUCCAGCGACAGCGAAAGCGAUGCUCCCGGGGGCAACCAGCUGGAGCGAUCCUACCAGGAUCUAAUGGCCCUGCCCAACAAACAGUUCGCCCAGCUGGUCUCAAUCAGCGAAAUAGCCUUCAAACUCAACGACCUGGAGAAGAUUGAAUCAUCGUUGCUUGCGCUGCUAAAGGAAGCUACUGUGCCGGCCCACAUCUGGCUAAAAUACCUCAAGGCCCGACUGGUGGUGACCCAAACGACCGACGAGCGCAAGGCCUUCGAGGAGAAGUGCUCAAAAGCACUGAGCUACUACUACAACAUACCGCUCUCCGAAUUCAUUGUGAACUACCUGGUGGAUCAAGGAAAUGUGGAAAAUCAUGUGCUGUGGGCCAAACUGCUGGCGGAUUACGACGUAGAGCGUCCUGAUUUUGGCGACAAGCUACGACCGCUGCUUUCGACCAUCGCCGAUGAAAAAGAAGCCGCCGCAUUUGAAGAACUCCUGCAGAAGCACUGCGUCAGCUGGAAAUGCAGCCAAGUGCAGCGAGAUAUAAUCAAACCGAUUGUGGACGACUUUAAGCGUCAUCUCGACGAGAUGAAGACUCAGCACAGUGACUGGGAUUGGUCCAAGAUACACAAGAGCCACGUGGAGGAGGUGCAAUCGCUGGCCCUAGACGAUGACUUGAAAAACGCUGUGAUCCGUUUCAUAUUUGAACGCACCGUGGCCAAGUUUCCCAUAGCCGAUAUCUUGUGGCUAUCCUACAUCCAAUUCAUCCAGGCCGAAGGCGAAGGCGGCAGCGUGGAAGAAGACGAGGAAACCGCGGAGGCGGCGGCCAAAAGAGCAAGCCGCCUGAGCAAAGGGUUCUUGCGCAGCACGGCCCUCGAUUUGGCCAAGCGUGGAGUCCGAAGUCGUCCCAGCGUGCGUCUGAAUCACAGGUUCCUCGAUCUAAUGGAGCGCGCCGACUUCGAGCAGCCCGAAGUUGACGCCCAGAUCCGCACGAUUCUGCAGCGCAUUGUCCCGGACAUGAACAUGACGGUGGAGCUGCACCUGGACUAUCUGGCCUAUCGCGUGCGCAACACCAAUGCCGGGGAUGAGGAGCAGGCCGCCAGUUUGCGUGCCGCCUUCGCUCGCGUCUGGGAAGAGCUAUCUGCCGUCUAUGGCGACGAGGCGGACACCAGGUACGAGGUGCUGCAAUUGUGGGCACAGGUUGAGUACACACACCUGGCCAGUCCGGCCAACGGCUCGCACAUUUGGCGGCAGAUCAUGGGCUAUCCUGGCAGUUCACAUCGCGGCCUGCUCUGGCUGGGUUUCGCCCAGAUGGAAAGCGAAUACAAUGCUGGUCAGGGCACGCGUGAUGUGCUGCGUGAGGCUCUAUCACAGCCCGCCCUGGAGGACGGCAUCAUGGUGCAGGAGCUAUAUCGACGCUACGAGCGCUGCUACGGUACCUAUGAGUCCAUAGCGGCCUGUCAGGCCCUUGAGUUGCCCGCCGACUACAUGAGGCAGCGUGCCCGUGUGAAGCCCAGUUCCCAUCAGACGAUUUCGCGCCAGCACCAACCAUCACAGAAUCACGGUGAGCCCUUGAAUCGCGAGCAGCGACGUCGUCAGGCGCAUCAGCAGCAGCAUCAGCAAAAGCAGCCGCAGCAGCAGGGCACCAAAAGGCCACUGGCCAAGCUCGUUGCUAAAACUGCAUCACAGGAUGGUCCGCCGCCAGCAUCGAAGGCCAGACUCACUGCACAUCCCGCUGCAGAGAACCGAGAAUCUAACUUUAAGUAUUCGCCACACUUGGAGAGCAAUAAGAUCUUUUUGAGAAACCUGCAUCCCGCCUGUUGCAAAGAGGAGCUGCAAGACCUGUUUAAGCCCUAUGGCAACAUCAAAGAUGUCCGCCUGGUGCACAAACAGAACAAACAGUUUAAGGGCAUUGCGUAUGUGGAGUUCGAAUUUCCAAAGGAAGCCCAAGCAGCGGUGGCUAUGCGCGAUGGUUACCUGUUGAGGGGCAUGAAUAUUGCCGUGGCCAUUUCAAACCCACCGCCAAGGGGUUCCUCGUCCGAUCUUCCCAAGCCCAGUGUGGCGCCCAAAAGACGCGUGCCCACCUCGCUGAUACCCACGACACUGGUGCGCCAGGAGGUGGCCGCCAAGAAGCGGCGCCUGCUACAGGUCACCAAGGACGUCGACGACGUCGCCGGCGAGCCAACCACAUCAACGUCGUCAGCGGUUGACGACACCACUGAGCCAGAGGCUAAUGGCAAAUCGGUCAAUCCAUUUAAGGAAAAUGACAAGGAAAAGGAGCCAGCCGCUGUGCCCAAGUCAAAUGAAGACUUUCGCAAGCUAUUUCUUAAGGAUUAGGCCAUAAUCCCUACGGUCGAGCCGUAAAACCACAACGAGUACACCGUAUUCAAAGACGAAUAUUCGGAAUUUAAAUUAUAAGUUUUAGACAACCCAAACUGAACGAACCAAAAGUUUAAAACAAAGUGUACAAAAUGAAGCGAACGCGUAGACAACGAUUGUUUCGAUACAUAAUUGGUUUUAAAUGUGCAAAGUUGUUAAAGUGAACCAAAUGGAAAUUUUAGACAGAGAUUAAGAAGUACAUUUCAAUUUGUUGCAGAAAUAAUAUCUGAUAAUAAACAUGUUUUAUAUACAUA
Molecule: messenger RNA, 3298 nt
Organism: Drosophila gunungcola (fruit fly)
Lineage: Eukaryota; Metazoa; Arthropoda; Insecta; Diptera; Drosophilidae
Gene: Rnp4F
Product: RNA-binding protein 4F
Exons: 9
Coding region: 309-3002 (897 amino acids)
Biological process (GO): mRNA splicing, via spliceosome
Cellular component (GO): cytoplasm; ASAP complex; nucleoplasm
Molecular function (GO): RNA binding; protein binding
Source: RefSeq, a predicted model, not a curated record